This is a messenger RNA of Melospiza georgiana, 2047 nucleotides long. It is a transcript of the gene KAT7, whose product is annotated as lysine acetyltransferase 7. The record is from RefSeq and is a predicted model, not a curated record. Gene Ontology annotation, molecular function: histone acetyltransferase activity; zinc ion binding. The transcript has 15 exons. NCBI's taxonomy places the organism in Eukaryota, Metazoa, Chordata, Aves, Passeriformes, Passerellidae. The coding region runs from base 201 to 2036 and encodes 611 amino acids. Gene Ontology annotation, biological process: regulation of DNA-templated transcription. Gene Ontology annotation, cellular component: nucleus.
GGCGGAAGCGUGAGGGACCGAGCAGGGACCAGCGGCUGGCGGCGGCGGGAGCGGGGCUGGCGCCGCAGGAGCAGACGUGCCGCAGGGCGGGGGACACGGCUGUCACCACGGAGUCCGCCAGUAGCAACACCGCGGCGGCCACCGCCGCUUCGCGGGCCGCGGGCGCCGGGGACCAGGCAACCUCACUACCCCCGCCCAGGAUGCAGCGCAGGAAGAGGAACGCGGGCAGCAGCUCGGAUGGGACGGAGGACUCGGAUUUCUCCACGGACCCCGAGCACACGGACAGCUCUGAGAGCGACGGCACCUCCCGGAGAUCCGCCCGCGUCACUCGCUCCUCGGCCCGCCUCAGCCAGAGCUCACAGGACUCCAGCCCGGUGCGCAGCGCGGCGCCGUUCGGGCCGGACGAGCCGGUGUACUCCACGCGCAGGGUGACCCGCAGCCAGCAGCAGCCAGCUCCUGUCACCCCCAAGAAAUACCCGCUGCGCCAGACCCGCUCCUCGGGCUCCGAGACCGAGCAGGCCGUGGACUUCUCGGACAGAGACACCAAGAACGCGGCCGAGCACGACGAGUCCCCGCCGCGCACGCCCACGGGCAACGCGCCCUCCUCGGAGUCGGACAUCGACAUCUCCAGCCCCAACGUGUCCCACGACGAGAGCCUGGCCAAGGACAUGUCCCUGAAGGACUCGGGCAGCGACCUCUCGCACCGGCCCAAGCGCCGCCGCUUCCACGAGAGCUACAACUUCAACAUGAAGUGUCCCACGCCCGGCUGCAACUCCCUGGGACACCUGACCGGGAAGCACGAGCGCCACUUCUCCAUCUCGGGGUGCCCUCUGUACCACAACCUCUCAGCAGAUGAGUGCAAGGUGCGAGCACAGAGCCGGGACAAGCAGAUUGAGGAGCGGAUGCUGGCCCACAGGCAGGAUGACAACAACAGGCACGCCACCAGGCACCAGGCCCCCACAGAGAGGCAGCUGCGCUACAAGGAGAAGGUGGCUGAGCUCAGGAAGAAGAGGAACUCGGGGCUCAGCAAGGAGCAGAAGGAGAAAUACAUGGAGCACAGGCAGACCUAUGGCAACACCAGGGAGCCUCUCCUGGAGAACCUGACCAGCGAGUACGACCUGGAGCUGUUCCGCAGGGCCCAGGCGCGCGCCUCCGAGGACCUGGAGAAGCUGAGGCUGCAGGGGCAGAUCACCGAGGGCAGCAACAUGAUCAAGACCAUCGCGUUCGGGCGCUACGAGCUGGACACGUGGUACCACUCGCCCUACCCCGAGGAGUACGCGCGCCUCGGCCGCCUCUACAUGUGCGAGUUCUGCCUCAAGUACAUGAAGAGCCAGACCAUCCUGCGCAGGCACAUGGCCAAGUGUGUCUGGAAGCACCCGCCGGGGGACGAGAUCUACCGCAAGGGCUCCAUCUCUGUCUUCGAGGUGGAUGGCAAGAAAAACAAGAUCUACUGUCAGAACCUGUGUCUGCUGGCAAAGCUUUUCCUGGACCACAAAACCCUCUAUUAUGAUGUGGAACCCUUCCUCUUCUACGUCAUGACAGAGGCUGACAACACUGGCUGCCACCUGAUUGGGUAUUUCUCCAAGGAGAAGAAUUCCUUCCUCAACUACAACGUGUCCUGCAUCCUGACCAUGCCCCAGUACAUGAGACAAGGCUAUGGCAAAAUGCUCAUUGACUUCAGCUAUUUGCUGUCUAAGGUAGAGGAGAAGGUUGGCUCCCCAGAGCGUCCCCUGUCCGACCUGGGCCUGAUCAGCUACAGGAGCUACUGGAAGGAGGUUCUGCUGCGGUACCUGCACAACUUCCAGGGCAAGGAGAUCUCCAUCAAAGAGAUCAGCCAGGAGACCGCUGUGAACCCCGUGGACAUCGUCAGCACCCUGCAGGCCCUGCAGAUGCUCAAGUACUGGAAGGGCAAACACCUGGUCCUCAAGAGACAGGACCUGAUUGAUGAGUGGAUCGCCAAGGAGGCCAAGAGGUCCAACAGCAACAAGACCAUGGAUCCCAGCUGCCUCAAGUGGACCCCUCCCAAGGGCACCUAGGUGUCCCCAGC